Molecule: messenger RNA, 2533 nt
Organism: Pocillopora meandrina
Lineage: Eukaryota; Metazoa; Cnidaria; Anthozoa; Scleractinia; Pocilloporidae
Source: the annotation of a GenBank genome assembly
CUUAAUCCCUCUGCAAGGGUUAAGUGGGAACGGGUUGAUAGAUGCGUUGCCUUGCAUAGUUCUGUUACAUGUGACGAUCAUGUGCCAAUUUUGUGUGAAAGAACAGCAUCCUCAACGGGUAUGAUAGUGUUGUGUUUAAAGACGCUUGCAUCUCGGUUGUUGACACAUUGAAAGCGUAUGUUAAGCCCGCACUCUGUUCAAUUUCAUAUCUUAAGUGAAAUUUACUUACAUCGGCACAUUUUGAUUUCGUCUUCUUUUUUUUUUUUGAGAUUUAUUGCAUUAAUCCGAGUGCACAUUUAACCGUACUCGCUCUUUACCUGUUUGUGGCAGCGGCGGAGUAAGAACAAGGGAUAUUUCUAAAUCUUUUCUGAAGCUAUACCAAAAAUAAAGAUUGGGUUUGCUGUUAUGAAUGACACUACAACGCGAGCAAAUCUGUGGAUCAGUUGCAACCAAACAGGCACAGAAUUUUAAAAAGUUUUAUGAUCUCUGAAGCCAGAUGUUCUGAAGUACCAUUCAUACCCUUCCUAGUAACCUACAUGUGGCAUUACGAUCAUUUUAAUUUAACCCUUCCGUAGUCCUAGAUCUCACUAGUAAUUCUCCUUACUUUCUGCCGUACAAUUCGUAUGAUUUUUGCUUGGAGAAUUUGGCAUUGCAUUGACCAACAAUCCCCCAGCUAAUUGACAUUCUUCUUCAUCUGCAUAACUUUUCUGCUUGAUGUUGUAAGGAGAAGUUCUGUCUUGGUCAUUCAUAGAAGUUUAAUUUAAUUAUCUGUAAUUACCAUUUGUUUCUUUAAUAAGGGAGUAUACUGUAUGCCAAUACACAUUUCGUCAAUUGCAUAACUUUUUUAUCCUCCUCACAUAUGAUUAUCAUAAAUUGAAACAAAGAGUUGGAUUAUUUUAACUAGUGAGAAAGGUAAACACCUACUGAAAAAUACAAGGGAGGAGAGGGGGGGUUGCUGAGUGGCUUAUGAUCCAUGUUUGUGCUUGAGAUGAUGGAAAUUGAAAUGCUUUUUGUUAUCAAUAGGGAACAAUCUGCUUGGAGAGUGGAUCAUAUUUAAAGAACUAUGCUGGCUGUAAGGGGUGUGGGAAAAGAGAACCACUUAAAACUUUUGAAAUGUCAACUCAAGAGGAUAAUGAUGGAGAGGAACUUGUUACCUACAAACGUAUGUAAUGCCACAAAUACAGUACUUUAACUCAGGUUCAGUGAGCAUUAGUGAAUUAACAAUGAAUAGUGGGAUAAAAUGAUGAUACAAGUGCCCAACAAUGAAAUGAUUAUUUAAAAGAUUUCAUUGACUUGUUUGGUUUUUACAGAUAUCUGUCCUAGCUGCGAACACCUUGUGGCUGAACAUGAAUACACAUUUAGGGUUGAAGGAAAGUACCAGGUAAUAAUUCAAUGUUAAAGAAAGAUGCUUUUUUGAAUUCCUUGUGAGCACAGGACAGAGAAAUAUUUCUGAAUCUUUAAAGCAAUUCAAACCUAAGACCUUCAGAUUCCUCUCCCACGCUGUACUGCCAAGCCACAGAGACUCUUUGUGGUAAUCUUAACCCUUUACAUCCUAACAUCAGUAUGGAUAUUCUCUAUACAGUUCUCUAUAAAUUUCCUAUGGUACUGACAAGGAGAAAUUAUUUUGUUUAACAACCAAGAGCUUCUUUAGUUGGUGAUCAUUUCCUUUAUUCUCAUGACCUUAAUGUUUGAUUCAGGCAAGAUAUUGUGAGGAGAAAUUAGAUGCUGGUCACUUCUAAGAGUCAAAGGGUUUAGGCCUGCACUAUGUUUACAUUUGAAUGUGUUCUUUGCACUGCUAGGAUCAUAUCAGGAGUUCAGUUUUGAUUCAACAGUUUUUUGAAAUUGUUAUCAAGUUAUGUGAAAUUCUACUAAGUACUAAGAACCUUUUUCAUAAGCAAUCUUUUUUUGUUUUAGGAAUACAUGAUGACUUGUCUACUUUGCGGCACUGCAGCAGACUCUAUAAGUAUUCUUCCUGAGAGUCCUACUGAAAACACCAGCACCUUUUAGCUUUUGGCUUGGGGACAUUUACUUAAUAUAUGAAGUUCUACAUGACCAGUCAUACAUAUAUAUGCACAGAGAUUUGUGCACAAGAGUUUUGUGCUAUCCCAUUUACAAACUGUGCCAUAUUUUGAAGUUUUAUAACUUUACCUUGUCAUCUUGAAGUCAGAAUACCUUAUGAUGAAUUGGGCUUCAACAAAAUAAUACAUGUUACAUUUAUUUUCAAAAAUGAUAUUCCUAAAGUAUGAUGGUGAAUGACAUGCGUUAAAAAGUAAGUUGACUGAUUUAUUGAUAGCAUCUGUACUCUGCAAUAAUACAAAAAUGUUUCCACUGAAACAAAUUCUAGUCUAUGUUUUUUGGACAAUUGUGGACUGAAACUAGUGAACAAAAGUUAAAUAUAGGAGAUUUCUGGAAUUUAUUUUUAUACUAUACAGUGUGCAUGUAUAUCAAAAUUUCUCCCGAGUCCUAUUACCAUACACCUUAUGAUUAACAAGAAAGCAAGAUGUCUUGCUAGAGAGGUUGGAGUUGAGUAAAC